CGUCGCACAAACCGGAAGCGGUCAGGACUGGAAGUGAAACAUCGACGUCCGUAAAAUCGACGAGCCGGGACUACUGAGGAUAAAAACAACGAAAUGACACGCUAACCAUGAUGUCCAGAUUCAUUGAAGAAGAACAGUCAGCUCUGCCAAGAAGUUUUAGGAACAUCUGAAGCGUUUGCUUUGGCCUCAUAAAGACUGUUUCAGCAGAGAGUUUCACAUCAGCCAGAUCAAUUUAGACUCACUGUCACACAUAUUCACCCCCAAUAUCAUUGAGGAUAAACGGUUCUGCAGCAUUAUCAUGACGUGUCGAGAUCGCACGGUUGAGUUCCAGUCGGCUUGUAAGUCACUGCAGGGGAGACAGUUACAGAAUGGUACUCAUACUAAACCUGCCAUUAAUGCCCUUAAACAGCGCAGUGACUUCACUCUUAUGGCCAAGAGAAUUGGGAAAGACUUGAGCAACACUUUUGCAAAGCUUGAAAAGCUCACAAUCUUGGCCAAAAGGAAGUCUUUGUUUGAUGAUAAAGCAGUGGAGAUUGAGGAGUUAACAUACAUCAUUAAGCAGGACAUGAACAGUCUGAAUAAGCAGAUAGCACAGCUGCAAGACCUCGUUCGGUCCCGCAGUGGGCAAAAUGGUUGCCACAUCCAGACACAUUCCAACACGAUUGUUGUCUCCCUGCAGUCUAAGCUGGCAUCAAUGUCUAACGAUUUCAAGUCUGUUUUGGAAGUGAGAACAGAGAACCUGAAGCAGCAGCGCAGCAGAAGAGAGCAGUUCUCUCAGGCUCCUCUGUCAGCAUCACCUCUGCUCGCCAAUAACUUCAACAGUUCAGUUCUGAUGCAGGAUGAGUCCAGGAGUCUGGGAGGAGAGUUGGCCAUCGACAUGGACUCGAGAGCAAACCCUCUGCAGCUGCAGCUCAUUGAUGAACAGGACUCCUAUAUCCAGAGCCGAGCAGACACCAUGCAGAACAUCGAGAGCACCAUCGUGGAGUUGGGCUCCAUUUUUCAGCAGUUGGCACACAUGGUCAAAGAGCAGGAAGAGACAGUUCAGAGGAUCGACGCAAAUGUGGAGGACACCCAGCUGAAUGUGGAAAUGGCCCACACUGAGAUCCUCAAAUACUUCCAGUCCGUCUCCUCCAACCGUUGGCUCAUGAUCAAGAUAUUCCUCGUUCUCAUCAUCUUCUUCAUCAUCUUUGUGGUAUUUCUCGCUUGAGAGGGAACAGCCCCAAGGAAAGAAGCAUAGGAGACGAUGGAAACGGAGCCAAAAGGGGAUAGACUUAUGGGCGAAUGUGCAAAAACAUAAGCGGACUGGGCCGCCAAGGACUCUGGCUCACCGGGGGAGGGAAGGGAUGGAUGGAUUCUGAUGCUCAUUGGUUAAAGGAUUUUAGUCUGAGUGACUUGAGUCAGUUCAAUUGUAAAUUCUGUCACUGUCUGACUUUGAAUCUCUUACACUAGGGAGAGGAUGAUGAUGAUUGAUAUGAACCUGAGAUUUACGGUGUAUUCCGCAAGAGAGGGGGGUGUUUACUCUGUUUGGUUUAAUAUUCAUCUACAUUUGCAUUUAUGUUUGAGCCUUCGUUUGUUAUAGUAAUCACAUAUUAAAAGAGAAGGCUUUUUCCCAAAUGGUUUGAUUCUCCAAACUGGUUUAGUUUGAUUUUUCUGACAGUGUUAUCAAUAAUCAGAGAUAACCUUUUUACAAUAAAUUAAAUGUGACCUGUUUUCUUCA
Molecule: messenger RNA, 1717 nt
Organism: Myxocyprinus asiaticus (Chinese sucker)
Lineage: Eukaryota; Metazoa; Chordata; Actinopteri; Cypriniformes; Catostomidae
Product: syntaxin-5-like
Exons: 11
Coding region: 299-1207 (302 amino acids)
Biological process (GO): endoplasmic reticulum to Golgi vesicle-mediated transport; intracellular protein transport; vesicle fusion
Cellular component (GO): Golgi membrane; SNARE complex; endomembrane system
Molecular function (GO): SNAP receptor activity; SNARE binding
Source: RefSeq, a predicted model, not a curated record